Molecule: messenger RNA, 696 nt
Organism: Lathyrus sativus (Indian pea)
Lineage: Eukaryota; Viridiplantae; Streptophyta; Magnoliopsida; Fabales; Fabaceae
Source: the annotation of a GenBank genome assembly
AUGGCUUCAACAACCACUAGAAUGGUGAAGGGGAUUUUGCUAUUACACCUCUCUCCCACACCCCCCUCCUCUUUCUUUCGCCUCACUCGCGACCUUUCUCGCCCUUUUUUCCUCCCCUCUCUUCAAUUAAAGCCUUCGCACCCCGCCACUGCAAUUCGAUGCGCUUCCUCAGCUUCAGAUUCUGGGAACAAAGUUUCCUCUCGGUUAUCACAGGUUCAGCAGCUUAUCCAAGAAGCCGAACAUCGAUCUCUCUCCGCCGAUAACAAUGGCCCCAUUCCUAAAAUCACUUUGGAUCAUGUUACCGUGAGCUUUGCUAGAAGUGGAGGACCUGGGGGUCAGAAUGUCAAUAAAGUGAACACCAAGGUCGACAUGCGGUUCAAUGUUAGAAAUGCGUAUUGGCUAAGUGAAUGGGUCAGGGAGAAGAUUUUGCAAAUGGAGAAAAACCGCAUUAACAAGGAUGGAGAGCUUGUGGUUUCUUCAACCAAAACUAGAACACAGAAGGGUAAUAUUGAUGAUGCUUUGGCAAAGCUUCAGGAAAUCAUUGAUGCAGCGUCUUAUGUCCCACCACCUCCCUCAGAAGAGCAAAAGAAGAAAAUCGCAAAGUUGGCUGCUAUAGGAGAGCACAAACGCCUCAAAAGUAAGAAAGUGCAAUCAGAUAAGAAGGCGCAAAGAAGAAAUAAAAGUAGUUGGGACUAA